AAUAAUUUGUGCAAAAUAAAAAAAAUCUCUUUUUAGGCGGAAUAAUGAGCAAGGUUCUGCAUACGUGUAAAUUAUAUUAUUAAAAUGAUCUAAGUUUUAUUUCGUCAGCUUUUUCUUUCAAUAAAUACAAUACUGGCUUUUUAGGAAAAACAUUGACAAUUUAUAUAUUAAUGAACAAAAAGAAGAAGAAGUUUUUUUCUUCCAAUUUGAUGUUUUUAUCGGGCAACAUUGUAUGUGUCUACGCUUCGAUCAGAAAAUCUCUUGCGGCGCAUUUUAUGGGAUUUUUUGAUAAAAUAAUAGAAUUUCAUCAAGAAAAUUAUCGCCUAAUUCAUCUCAGUUAAGGGAUGGAUUCGGAAGAUUCAAGAGGUGGUGGAACUGGGGAUGCUCAUUCUUCUUCGAGUAGUAGCAGUUCCAGUUCAAGGAGUAGACGAAGCUCAUCCUCAGAUAGAAGUGAAACUUCUAAGAAAGAUGUUAAAUCUCCUCCUCGAUCACCACCAAGAUCACCGUCUUCACCAAAGUCUGAGGGUCCUCGGUCACCUUCUCCAGAGAGCAGAUCCCAGUCACCAUCAUUGCGAUCUCGCUCUCCAUCAAAACCACCACAGUCACCUGGUAACUUGAGUGAAGCACAUUCUGACAUUAAUUCACCAGAAAAUUCAAUGCCAGGAUCACCAUCAGGUUCUAAAUUACCUGAUGCUCCUAAAUCACCCAGUGAUGCUGGUUCUAAUAUCGGAUCACCUGAUCGGACUGGUCAGUAUUCUUCAGCUCCGCCUUCUCCUUCUGUUGGUGAGGGUCCAAAGACUCCACAAAGCCCGAGUUCUGCUCCUGGUUCACCUAGUUCUAGAUCCCGUCCAGAUUCAAAAUCUCCAUCAGAGAGAAAUCCAGAUGCACAUUCCCAAUCCUCUAGUCCAUCACCAGAUAGGGCAUCGUCAAGGUCUCCAGUAGGAUCACCACAACCCACAAAAAAAGAUUGGAGUCCAAAAGAAAAAUGGAGGAGACACACUAAAGCAGAACAGAAAAUGGUUCCCAUGAUGAGGGAACGCAGUAGAUCUGAGUCCAGUCAAUCCAGUAGAAGUUCUUCUUAUAAUAAAAGACGUUCUAGCACAAAGGAUCCUGCUACUGAAGAAAUCUCUGAUGGUGAAAUGGAAUCAGACCAAGAAGAUAGAAAGUCACGGAGUAAAUCUGUGACAAGUGAAAAAAUAGAAGCAAAGGAUUUGAAUAUAAGCCAUGAAGACUUAUCGGAUGUCUCUGAUUUAGACUCUGUUGGACCAGAUGAUUCAGAAAAAGAACCAAAGAGAAAGGGGUUUGCGGGGGGUAACCCUGCAUCACCUGAAAAUAAACCUGAGACAAAUGUAAAUGGCGUCAAUAUUGCAAGUGCUCAAUCGUCCCCUAAAUCAGACAAGGGAAGUCCAAAAAUAGAAACACAAAAAUUAGAAAAAGUACCACAAGAAAAGACAAGUAAUACUGAAGAUGGUGAAGAACAGCUUGAUUUUGAAGCAGAGGAGGGGGAGUGUAUUGAACCUAAACAGUCAGAUCAGGCCAAUGGCGAUACUGAUACCAAAGGACAAGAAAAAGAUGACGUGAAGCCCAGUCGUCGGUCCCGUGGAUCUUCUUUGGAGGAAGGCGAAGUGUCCGAUGAAGCGGAACGUCGCCCUGAGGAAAGUGAGCCUCGGCCUAUGCUUCGUAUAGCCAACAAGCGUAAAGAACAAGACAUGGACUUCGAAGAAAAGAAGCUCCACUUAUCCGUGGGUGGUGUUGUCCAUGACCCAGACGCGGAGUUGGCCUAUGCUGCCGCCGCAGUGGGCGCUUCGCCCCCGAGGCUGACACAUGAAGUACCACAUAGGGAUCCGGAGGCUUUCAACAGGGAAAGGGGAUACGGUCCAAUGUACCGCGGUCGAUACAUGAGACCGAUGGACGAGCGCGAGCGUUUCUAUGAACCCGAGCGCGGCUACGAACGCGAGCGACCGAUGUACGACCCGCCCGCCCAUAGGCGCGUGCGUUCGUCUCGCGAAGUGAUUGUCCAGCGGGCAGAAGUCGAACGCAGAGAGGGGAGGGAGAGGGAAGCUCGCGAGGGGCGCGACGCGCGAGAGGGGAGAGACGGGCGGGAACGGGGCAGGGAGGGGAGAGAGGGGAGGGAGGGCAGAGGGGAUGAAUGGGCUGAUCCCUGGAUGAGAGCCGAGCCGGCCGCUAGGAGACGCCGACCGCCUUCCUCAGACGACUCGUAUUCAUCAACGAGGUAUGUUGUUCUCUUCAAAUUCCAGUUCGCGCAGUUCGCGAUCGCCCGGCGCUCGACGCAAGCGGAGGGCUUCGUCGUCAUCACGACAGAGGAUGAACUCGAUCCCUAUGGACGCAACAAAAUUUCAAGUUCCAACAGAGAUAGAAAGAAAUACUCGAGAUCAUCUUCAUCUGGAUCAGAUUCUUCGUCGUCGUCCAGCGAGUCUGAGAGCGAGUCUCACUCGUCGUCGUCGUCGGGCAGCUCGGGGGCGCGGCGGGCGAGACACGCGCGGCUAUUGAACGCCGCGGCUAGACCUAGGUUAAAUGCAAAAUCGACUGCUGGUUUAGCGGUCGCAGUAUCUACAGUAACUAGUACGAAAGAUAUGACAAAUGAUAAAGAAUCGAGUGCGAAGAAACGUGGAGCCACAUCGCCAGUAAACGCACCACCCGCCAAGAAAUCUGUCUCGAGACGCGAAGAACUCCUCAAACAACUCAAAGCGGUUGAGGACGCCAUCGCUAGGAAGCGUUCCAAAAUAUAACAUUAUUUCAAAUUAGGAACUAUUUUGUGUGUAGCCAAGCCGGCAGUAGAACUAUUUACUGUUUGUGAGGGCCUUACGGCUGCAUUGCCGAAUUUACAAGGCCUAUAUAUAUAUACACAUUUCGACUUUCCGAUAAUCAGAACGGAAGCUUAUCCCUUUAGCAGAACUGAUGCCGUACAAAUAAGCAUUUAAGUUAAAAAAAAACUUAUCACAUUGACUCUGAUCUGACCCUUGAAUGGAUUAUCAGUAAAACGUCGCUUUAGUAUUAAUUAAUUUUAGUUUAACAUCUAUGUUGUGUAUAUUAUGAUGUUAAUGUGUUGAAAUAUCAACAAUAUCAUCGUGGGUAGUUUGUCAAUGUUUGUUUUAAUGGUUGUUAUUACACCCAUGAAUUGGAUAUUAUCUGAGAAAAGACUAAGUUUGAUAUUUACAAUUUGUUUGUUCAUCCAAGUAAACCUAGAUAGUAGGUUUAUAUAUGAAUGGACAAUUUAGUUGUAGGACAUGGUGAAGAGCAAAGGAUUAAAAAAAAUACUUUUGUAGAAAUA
This is a messenger RNA of Chilo suppressalis (striped riceborer), 3292 nucleotides long. Lineage: Eukaryota; Metazoa; Arthropoda; Insecta; Lepidoptera; Crambidae. The record is from the annotation of a GenBank genome assembly.